This is a messenger RNA of Rhodamnia argentea, 1890 nucleotides long. RefSeq lists its product as uncharacterized. The record is from RefSeq and is a predicted model, not a curated record. Bases 1 to 1890 code for a protein of 629 amino acids. The transcript has a single exon. NCBI's taxonomy places the organism in Eukaryota, Viridiplantae, Streptophyta, Magnoliopsida, Myrtales, Myrtaceae.
AUGGCGCUUUCUUUCCUUUGGAAUUUGCAAUAUGUAUGGCCCUUCUCCAAGCUGAAAUUCGACGACCUGAAAGUUUCGAAUGAGUUGGUCCAGAAACUUCAGAUUCCCGAGCAGACGAAGCAAUUCGUCUUUGCCUUGAGGGAACCCAAGUCGCAGUCCGUGAUUUACGUGCUCGCCGUGCUGAAUUUAUCCGAGCGGUCUGCCCGGGACACUGAGCGUGUGAUUAGGGAGAUUCGGCCGACUGCAGUUGUGGCACAGGUUGAUCCAUUGGGAUUUAUUGAGAUUGCGUCUGUCGAAUGUAAGCCAGGCAAUGGGGUCGACUGCACCGUGCCCACUACGGCGUUUGGUGUUCUCAGGCGUUGCUUUGUGGAUAAGCUUAAUAAGGAGAAGUACGAGAAUGUCGCUGGGGGAUUGGUUUUGCGAGAGAUCUUCGGUAUUGGCUUUCAUGGCCAUUUCUUUGCUGCCAAGAAGGCGGCACAUGAGGUUGGUUCGUCGUUUGUUAUUCUAGAGUCGCCAUUUGUAAAUUGUUCUUCCCAGGAUACUAGUCCGAGUGAAGCUGAUUGUGGGCAAAAUGUUCAAGGUUUAGUCAGUAGUUUGGCUACAGAAAGGAUGGGUUCUGGUGUUUCUUCUAGUUUGAGGAGGUUGUGUCUCUAUGAUGAUGUCCAAUCUCGGAUGGUAAGAAUUGUAUCUUCCAAUAUGGAUCCGGUGGCAUGGAUGUCGAGUCCUUCGAGUUCGGGUUCAAACUUGGUGUCAGAGAAGAUGCAACCCAUACCUGAUUACCAGGCUCCGCCAUUUGCCCAGUCCAUCUAUCCUUUACUCGUGGAUCUUUGUAAUAUUUUUACUGAUAUCCCAUCUUUCGGAAGGGCUCUUGUCCAUGCUCAACAGCUGUUUUCUGAUGUGGAUAGGGGGCAAGGUGUAGAUGGUCGAAUAGUUUCUGAAGUUUAUUCCUUUCGGAUUGCUGUUGAGGGGUUGAGGAUAGCACUGAAUACGACUGCGCGGCUGCCCAGUAACAAGAUGGGAAGCAGUCAUUCUUCGAAAAUUGAGUUUGCAGAUCUUCCAUACGUGGAAAAGGCACAAGUGCUCUUCGCGCAGGCUCUUCGGAGUCAGGCUAAAAAGUUCAAGACUAUAGUUGCUGUAGUUGAUGCCAGUGCCUUAGCGGGUCUCAGGAAGCACUGGAACACUCCCAUUCCCCCGGAAGUGAAAGAUUUGCUUGAAGAGCUUGUUACAGAUCCUGAGGUAGCCAGAGACAUAUCUAGAGGAGGCAGGAAAAGAAUGUUGUCCGAUAAACCGGUGGUGGCGGUUGGUGCUGGAGCUACGGCCAUCUUAGGAGCUUCUUCUCUGUCAAAAGUCCUUCGCGUGUCCAGGUUUAUGAAGACCUUCAAGAUUCCUGCUUCAUUUAGACUCAUGCUGUCUCCAACCCAAAGGGCACUAGCGAUGGCCUUCGGCAAGUCUCUCGGUCCCUUAAAAUUGGCGGCGGCCCCUGGACUUGCUAGUUCGGCUGCGAAAACCUCAGCCUUGAAAGCAACUGCCUCGGCUGAGAAGAUCCGCUUGGUGGCUGAGGUUGUCAUCGCCUCUGCUGAGAAAACAAGCUUAUCUGCCAUGAGAACUGCAUUCUAUGAAAUAAUGAGGAGACGGCACGUUAAGCCAGUCAGUUUCCUACCUUGGGCAACAUUCGGGUGCAGUGUUGCGACAUUCACAGGUUUACUUGUGUUUGGAGAUGGCAUCGAAUGCGCUGCCGAAUCACUUCCUGCAGCUCCCUCAAUUGCCAGUCUAGGUCGAGGAAUCCAAAGCUUACAGCAGGCAUCUCAGGCUGCUGGACAUACUAAUCGGAGCAGAAUAGAAAAAUCUAUUGAAUCUUUGAUGUGCAAGUUGAAAGAGAAAUUUCAAUAG